This is a messenger RNA of Leptidea sinapis, 1682 nucleotides long. RefSeq lists its product as uncharacterized. NCBI's taxonomy places the organism in Eukaryota, Metazoa, Arthropoda, Insecta, Lepidoptera, Pieridae. The coding region runs from base 1 to 483 and encodes 160 amino acids. The transcript is spliced from 6 exons. The record is from RefSeq and is a predicted model, not a curated record.
AUGACAUUGAUUAAACAAUGUACUAAAAAAGCCAGUGGCAGACGAUUUUCAGAUGAAGAAAAAUUAAUAUCCAUGGCAAUAAUGAAACAGAGCCCAAAGUGCUAUCGAUUUCUGCACAAAAUAUUCAUUUUACCAUCAAAGUACACUUUGAAUAAAAUGAUAGCAGAAUUAAAUAUAGAAGCUGGGAUAAAUGCCCAAAUAUUUGAAGCGAUAUCACAAUUCAUUUUGCCAAUUUUGUUGAUUUUGCAAAUGGCAAGUCAAAAUUGGCAGCAACCUCUGGCCUUCUACUUUUGUAAAGGGGCCACAUCAGGGGUGGAACUAAAAAUAUUAAUUGAGAAAAUAAUCACUGCUGUGGCCAACACAGGCCUUAAACCAGUUGCUGUAGUCUGUGACCAAGGCACUGCCUUUCAAGCUGCCUUGAAGGGCCUCCAAGAAGAGACAAGGCGUAAUCAAAUAAUUGCUGGUAUUGAAAUUGGUAUUUAGAUCAAAAUUCCCAGUAUAUGUCAACUAUAGAAGUGAAAUGUCGCCUGACACUAAACUGUAUACUUUUUUUCAGAUGACGUGAUUGCUGUUGCUGGACAUUCUCUAAGUGUGAUCCAUGAACCUCCUCGCCUUCUAAAAGGCUUGAGGGAUAAUUUUUUAACUAUUAAUAUAAAAUAUGAAAAUAAACUUUCUAAAUGGAGUGACAUCAUAGAAGUCUACAAAACUGACUGCCAACAUGCUCAAAUGAGACUGUUGAAUAAAUUGAAUGAUGGGCAUGUUAUUCCAGAAAAAAUUAAAAAAAUGCGGUGAAAAAUUGCACCAGAGUUUUCAGCAAGACUGCACGCAAAAUGGACCCAAUUAAGCGGUCUAAUUGCGGGAAACAGGAGCCCUUUACCAAAGACAGUAGCUGCAACAUUAUCAUACACGGCACAAUUCUAUGGCAAGGAAGUAAGCUCAACUCUCAAAAAUACAGCAGAGCUAAUUUCAUUUUUUGACGAGCUCUUCGACUCUGUCAAUGGAUCUUCUUAUAGCAGAAAGUCUAAAGGAUUGACGAGAUCCAUCAAUAUCUUGGCGUUCCCAGUGUUCAGUCGGAAAUUGAUAAAUUCAAAAGGAAAUACGCUGAUCGCCUCUCGGUUCACCAAAUACCCUGGCUAAUGAUCUCCUAAUCCGUCCCAGAGCGAUAAAAAGGCUGAAAAGGAAGUAUGUGUUAUAGGAAGGCAGAUGAGACACUGGUCUCUUCGUCUAAACGUCAUACUCACCCAACUCAUCCGCUUAUAGUCUUGUCAGUCACAAGAAUCGCAGAUCCGGCUUAGAUAAGAAAAAAAAAAUCUCACUCUGUCUUCUUCUAUUGACCUAAGUCAGAAUGAGAAAAAACACUCCUAAGCGGCUGUUUAAAGUUAGCGGACCAUUAUGAAUAAGGGGUUAAAGCUCAUCAAUGCAAUGUUAUUAAAAAUAUAAAUACUGUUAUAAAAUCUUAAGUAUUUGUUUGACUUCUUAAAUUGGGAGCUACACAUAAAGAUGUUGUCAUUGAAUCUUUUUUAACAUUAACUUUAAAAUUAACGGUAUUUAAUUGGUGCAAUGCAAUCAAUAAAAUACUAAAAGGCAUAGAUGUUAUCAGAUUAGGAAAUAAAUCUUUACCUCAAAUGCAAUUAAAAGCUUAUAAUAAGUUUAAAAGGAAAAUGAAAAAUGAAAUAAUAUAA